AUGCCUGCCACCACUGUCGUUGUCUCCGGCGCCGCCGGCCAAGUCGGCUACUCGCUCCUCCCGCAGCUCUGCGGCGGCCACGUCCUCGGCGCCAACACGCGCAUCAACCUCCGCCUCCUCGACAUUCCCCAGUCGCUCGAGGUCAUGGAGGGCGUCAAGAUGGAGCUCCUCGACUGCGCGUACGACCUCGUCGACGAUAUUACGCUCACGACGGACGCCGAGGUUGCGUUCAAGGGCGCCAACAUUGCGAUCCUCCUUGGCGGUUUCCCGCGCAAGGCGGGCAUGGAGCGCAAGGACCUCAUCGCCAAGAACACAGCCAUCUUCAAGGUCCAGGGCGAGGCCAUCGAGAAGGUCGCGGACCGCGACAUCAAGGUGCUCGUGGUGCCAACCCGGCCAACACCAACUGCCUCCAUCCCGACCAAGAACUUUUCGGCUCUGAUGCGCCUCGACCACGAGCGCAUGCGCUCGCUCCUCACGGUCAAGAUCAACGAGGCGUGCGGCGCCAACACGGUCACCUCGACGCAGGUGCAGAACUGCAUCAUUUGGGGCAACCACUCGGCGACGCAGGUCCCGGACGCGUCGUACGUGACGAUCAAGAAGGAUGGCGAGGCCAAGCCGCUGUCGGCGUACUACAACGACGAGGACUGGCUCCACGGCUCGCUCAUGAAGGACGUGCAGCAGCGCGGCGCCGCCAUCAUCAAGGCGCGCAAGCUCUCGUCGGCGCUCUCGGUGGCCUCGGCCAUCAAGGGCCACAUGCAGGCGUGGCUCUACGGCGCGACCGAGGUUGUCUCGAUGGGCAUCCUCUCGAACGGCAACAAGCACGGCGUGCCGGAGAACCUCAUCUUUUCGUUCCCGAUGCGCUGCCACGGCGACGGCCAGGUGACGAUUGACGAGACGAUGACCAUCUCGCCCGCCAUCGAGAAGCUCAUCAAGACGACGACGGACGAACUCGUGAGCGAGAAGGCCGACGCCGCCUCGAUCCUCGGCAUGACGUUGUAA
Saprolegnia parasitica CBS 223.65 is the source of this 999-nucleotide messenger RNA. RefSeq lists its product as hypothetical. Bases 1 to 999 code for a protein of 332 amino acids. Gene Ontology annotation, molecular function: L-malate dehydrogenase (NAD+) activity. Gene Ontology annotation, biological process: malate metabolic process; tricarboxylic acid cycle; oxaloacetate metabolic process. Lineage: Eukaryota; Oomycota; Saprolegniomycetes; Saprolegniales; Saprolegniaceae. The transcript has 3 exons. The record is from RefSeq and is a predicted model, not a curated record.